Cotesia congregata is the source of this 360-nucleotide messenger RNA. The record is from the annotation of a GenBank genome assembly. NCBI's taxonomy places the organism in Eukaryota, Metazoa, Arthropoda, Insecta, Hymenoptera, Braconidae.
AUGGUUAACUCCCCGAUGAGCAGGUGCACUGAAGUUACAACUCUAGAUGCUCCAGACUCUAUAAUUGGGGACACUCCAUCGGAAAGAACUGGCAUAGCCACCAUUUUGAUCAGGAGGUUGGGAUUGAUUGUCGGAAGCUGCAUGGGGUUCGUGGUAUUCAUUGUCCUGGUGUCGAUCCUCGGGUAUAUGAAGAUGAAGAAACAGAGGGCGGCUAUGAAGCGCGAACAGCCUCUGGCGCCCAAUCCUCCGGAAUACAUGUCAUAUCGUCACUUUUCGCUCCAGAGUGGGGAUAGGCUGGACAAUAACAAUCCUUGUCCAAGUUUCAUCUUCAGUAUUGGUAAUACCACGCUCAAUACGUAG